This is a messenger RNA of Xenopus laevis (African clawed frog), 1479 nucleotides long. RefSeq lists its product as uncharacterized. The record is from RefSeq and is a predicted model, not a curated record. Lineage: Eukaryota; Metazoa; Chordata; Amphibia; Anura; Pipidae. The coding region runs from base 1 to 1035 and encodes 344 amino acids. The transcript has 5 exons.
AUGUGCUUCAGAGGAGGAACAUCUAUUGAAGAAGCCACUUUGCAGGAGGAACAACUGGCAGGACCCAAUAAGAAGCAGAAGAAAGCAAAGGAUAAAGCAGAAGUGAUAGAAUUGAGAUCAGAAGACAGAAGAAGACAAGACGUUUCCCCGGGACACUCUCAUGGCUGCUUGCAACUGCCUGGUGGGGGAAUCAUUGGUCGUCAAUGUUUCAGAUUUUUGGGUGGCCAGGAGUGUUCGUGUGGGAGGUGUUCAGCAAGAGCAAAAUUCCAUUUGAACAUUUUUUUCAACUCCGAGGCUGUGGAUAAAAUCUCAGCUGGACUGAGGCUCUUCCUCCCAUCGAGGAUCCCCGAACUGGAACUUCAUGGGACAACUUCCUGCAGAGCUUCCAGCUGGUCCCACGCCGCAGAGGGAGGAUCUGAUGGCUGUAACCCCAAGGCUAUUGAAGCUGAGUGGACACAGCCUGACCGUAGGAUCGCACUUACACAGAAAUUUUUUCAGACAUAUCCAGUACCUGAAGAGCACCAAAAGAAGUGGGACAUACCCUCUGAGGUUGACUCGGCAAUUGCUAGACUUUCACGCCAAACAGCUUUACCAGCCAAGGAAGCUGCAUUCAAAGACCCACUUGACAGACGCAUGGAAUCAGUUCUUAAAAGAUCUUACACACAGACAGCCGCAAUACUCAGACCAGCGGCGGCUUCAGCCGGAUUAGCCUGUACUGCCAGGCAUUGGGCACAAGAAGUAGUAGUGACCACUAAUGCCAGUCUAAGGGGCUGGGGAGCAGUAUUCAAACAGCACACACUACAGGGGACUUGGUCCACAGAGGAGAGUCUCCUACCUUUACUAGAAUUACGAGCAAUUGCAUUAACACUAGAGGGCUGGUCAACACCCCUACUCUUCCGAGCAGUCAGAGUGCAAUCCGGCAACGCAAUGGCAGUAGCAAAUGUAAACAAACAGGGAGACACACGAAGCGGAUCAGCCAUGCAGGGGGUAACACGAAUACUGACCUGGGCAGAGGAGACGGUCACAGACAUCUAAGCAAUAUUCAUUCCAGGGGUACAAAACUGGGAAGCAGAUUAUUUGAGCAGAACCUCAAUUGACCAAGGAGAAUGAUCACUCAAUGCCACCGUCUUCCAACAACUCAUACGCAGGUGGGGAACACCGGAGAUAGACAUGCUAGCCUCCAGACACAACGCAAAACUCCCACUCUACUGUACCAGAACAGGCCAAACAGGGUGUGGUACACAGAUCUCAUCAGAUUAUCAAUCGCCAAACCCUGGUGCUUACCACUCAUACCAGAUCUACUAACACAAGGCCCAAUCAAACAAAGGUAGCUAUGCUUCGAUUGACUGCGUGGCUAUUGAGACCGAGUAUUGGAGAAAGCAGGGGUUCUCACAAAGUGAGAAUUUCUGAUUAUUAUUAUUAUUAUUAACAUGUAUUUAUAUAACGCCAACAUAUUGCGUAGCACUGUAAAGUAAAUGU